ACAACAUGGACUCCGCAGGACUCCACAGCAAAACAGCGUGUGGUGGUCGUAGCUGUGUUUGGCAAGAGUGGCUUAGAUUCUGGAGGAUGCAAAGCCGCAGCCCUGGAGCUGAUGGUGGGAAGGAAGAUCUUUCAGAGGGACAUGACGCAUCCCAUUGCUAUUGAUGAAGAGACAAUGACCGGAGUGGAAGGGUACUAUGAUCCUGACCGUCGAGCCAUAUAUCUUCACCUGACUGGUGCAUAUGACACGGCAGCUCUCAUUAGCGCCUUAGAAACCAUGCAUCAGCAACUCCAGGAAAAGGGAUUCCUGAUGGCCUGGUCCAGCCUAAAGCUGGCCUAUGCACGAAGUCUGCUGGUGCUGUUUUCUGUCUCUCAUUUGCUCCUUCUGUGCCAUCCAACACAUGUCUUUGAUAUUAGUUACAUUCACCUCUUCCGUACCCUAGAUGCAAUCAGGUCCAAAGCCCAGAAUUACAUAGCAGAAACCCUAAGGCUUGUGCCAGGAAUCAGCAAGGACUGGGUCUCAUUUGGUCGACUCUGUGCACCCCGGGUUCUCUUCAUAUUCUCGUCACACCUCUUGCCAGCACAGAUUCGUUCUGGACAGGACAACUCUGCUGUUCACAGGUCUAUGGGAGGCCACAGGUCAUACAGAACCUCCCCACCAAGCCCUCUUCGAAACCUGGAACUUGCUCUAGAAGAUCAAAUAUACCGUCUCCUUCGUAAAAGCAGAGUCAUAACCAACAUCAGUGCAAAUUCUCUGUUUGCUCUUCCAAGCAUAUACAUCAUGGAGGAAGGGCAGGAGGAAGUGCCAGCUGCUUCCUUGAUUAAUGACACUCUUCAUAACCUGUGCUCUGCAUCAGACUCUAACUUAAGCAGUGAAUUAAGCCAACUGACUAUUGGAUCUAGCAACAAACCUCCUCCUCAGAAAAGGAAGGAAGCAGAGGAACUGCUGCUGACUCUCUCAGUGCAUCAUUUUGUCUGGGUUGCAACAGAGCGAAAGAGAAAUCUUGAGCACAGCUUUAAUGUGUUUCUUCAGCAGCACAUUGACCAAGCAUUAGGGAAGGGCUUUGAUGAUAAUGUUGGAAGACAUUCUGGCCCUGUCUUCUUCUAUGUCCCACAUGCUGGCAUAUGGUUUGAAGCUGUAAACAAAGUGUACAAGUUCUUCUGUUGUGACCCCUCAGAGAAAGACACAAAAGCAAAACAGGUUUUAAAUAGUCUUCAAAUUCUGGUGGAGACAGAAGUCAGAUUUAGUGAUGCUCGAUGUGCCAAGGUUUUGCCAAUUGCCAUUUCGGCUUACAAGGAUGGUCUUCCCCCCACUACACCAGCUUCAUCAUCAGGAAAAGAGGGCCAAUGUAUGUAUGAUGAGUAUGUGGCCCAACUGGAGGAGGCUUGCGAGAGGAUUUGGCAGGAUGGUCGUAUGGGGUGUGAGACACUGUCACUUACUGGCAACACUUGUAAGCAUCCAAGACACAAGACACCUUCUGAUUCAGAAGAUGACAGCUCUGUACCUGUGAUGAGUCACAGCUCCGGCAGGUAUGUCAGCUUUUGUAACUGUGGGCGGAGACAGGGCCAACGUGAGGAUCCGUUUUCUACUAAGGCAGCAAACUACACAUUUUAUGAACAGUUAUCAGAAACUUGUUGCAGCCGCCUGGAUACAAUUUCUUUUCCAACAUUUAAAUCAAGUGUUAUUGAUGCAAAAGCUGCAAAUGUGAAUGGCUCUGAAAGUGAAGAGAUAGAGGCUGAUACAAUCUCCACAGUCAAGCGAGAGUCCCGGGAACAGCAAGACUCAGAGACCCCUCACACCCCAGGGUUGAGCCUGGUGGGAACAGGUCUGAGCGGGAGCAUGAACAGUACUACAGGCACAGCAGCAGCUCGCAUGACAGGCGAUCCAGCACAUAUUGGCUCACAAGUAGUGAUUACCCUCACCAAAGAUGACACCAAAACCAUCACUAAAGACCGGGGAAUAAUUCGACAGGCCUCAACAACAGAGUACUUGCCAGGAAUGCUUCACACCAACUCACCAGCAGGUUUACUUCCUCGUUGGUCUUCAUGGUCACUCUGCUGUUUGGGACCCUCCUCUCUUUACUCACACAAUGCAGGUAUAUGUGAUCAGCCAGGAUUUUUGCCAGGCACCAAUUUCUUAUUACCUUGGGAUGUGACAGUAAAAAUUGAAGACCGGAACAAGUGGCCAGCCAUAGCAGACACUCUUGGCAAGAAAGCCCUUUUGCUCAAAAAUAAAAAGAACAGAGUUGGUGAUAUACACGAGUUCAGUGUCAAGAUCUUCCUUGGUGUUGAAUAUGAGUGUGUCAGAGGGCACCGAUUUAUGAUGGCAACUCCAGACCGACAUUUAAAGGCUUCCCCAUCAGGGCUUGUAAGCAAUGCCACCAAGAUUGCAAAUGCUGAUAUGCCACUCUACUUCCCAUGUCCCUGCAGCCGUUCUGGAGGCAUUGUGAAUGGACAGCUAAUGAGGCUUCAUGUAGUAACUCCCAAAGCACCAGUCAAUGUCACACAACCUCAAGUGCAGCCAGGGCCAGAUCCUUGCCCAAGAUAUAUUCCCCAGCCUUGCAACUCGCUCCCAGUCAAACUCUCAGCCUCAGCUUACUGGGUUUUGCGAUUGCCUUAUGUGUAUGUUGGCGAGCAAGGUCCUCACUAUCUCCUGACCCUCGACAACCAACUCCUCCAUCUUUCUUACCAUCAUUUAACAGUACCUCGUAAUAGAAACAAGACCUGCAGCAAGGAAAAGGAGGAGGAGGAGGAAAUGGCAGACUCAAAGAAAGAUGACUUCUGGUUUCAUAAUACUCACAAUCAAUUUUCCUUGAGACCGAAGAUACAGCCAUGUUGUUGGACUGAGAGCUUGGACCUGCCAAAGAUAUGA
Messenger RNA from Penaeus vannamei (Pacific white shrimp), 2871 nucleotides. The record is from RefSeq and is a predicted model, not a curated record. Lineage: Eukaryota; Metazoa; Arthropoda; Malacostraca; Decapoda; Penaeidae.